UCCUUGUUGGCUACCUCUGUUUCUACGGCUUCAUGGGCCAGAUUAGACCUGGGGAGAGUUUCAUCACACCCUACCUGUUGGGAUCGGAGAAGAAUUUCACAAAGGAAGAGAGGAGAAAGGUUGAUCAGCGCUCAAGGUAGCUCAGUCCGGCCAAAGUUCAACGUCUCCUGCUGCUCUGCUGCCAUGGCUAAAACACAUCAAAUUCCAGUCUAAAGCAACUGUAAGAAGCUUAAUCCAACUCCUUGGCAAGAAUAUGUGUGGAUUUCAACCAGAGCGGAGAUCUCAGAGUGACUCUUGGAAAAACUAAAGGGGUGGUGGUUCUAAGUCACCAAAACAUUGUGAAAAAUUCCAGUCUGAAAUAUCAAAUAUUACCAGCCAGCUAACAGUGAUCUGCUUUGGUAUAAAGCAGCUUUCAGUUUUCCUAUGCCCGUGAUGGUGAACCUAUGGCAUGCGUGCCAUAGGUGGCAUGCGUAGCCAUAUCAGUGGGCACGCGAGCUCAGCUUCGGUGGGACCGGAAGUUGUCAAACUGCCCAUUUUCAGCCUCCGGAGGACCUCCAGGGGGGUGAGGAAGGCCGUUUUUGCCCUUCCCAGACUUCUAGAGAGGCCCUGGAGCCAGGUGACCAAUGAAAUUACACCUGUCCUGUCGUACUCUUACAUGGCAGUAUUGGUGCCCAUCUUCCUACUCACAGACUAUCUGCGGUACAAGCCAAUGUUGGUGCUGCAGAGUUUGAGCCACAUUGCUAUCUGGCUGCUGCUGAUCUUCGGUACCAGCAUCAUUGCCAUGCAGUUCAUGGAGUUCUUUUACGGUAUCACGAUGGCUACGCGGAUAGCCUACUCCUCCUACAUCUUCACCCUGGUCACUCCGUCGCGCUAUCAGCGCAUGGCCAGUUAUUCCCGGUCUUCAGUGCUGAUGGGUGUCUUCACCAGUUCCGUGGUGGGACAACUCUGUGUCACAGUUGGAGGCACCACGUUCAUGACAGUGAAUUAUAUCUCAUUGGGCUUCAUGUGCUUUGGGCUGGUCUUGACCAUCUUCCUGAAGCGUCCAAAACGCAGCCUCUUCUUCAACAGGAACAAGAGCUGGUGUAAUGGUACCUCGCCCUCAGAACUGGACAAAAUGAACCCUGGGGCAGGAGAGCCCAUGUGGUAUAAGGCCUCUUCCUGGAAAAAUCUGGUCUUAUUCCGGAUGGUAAAGGAAUUGGGGACUAUUGCACGAAUGCCCCAGCUGAGACUUUGGUCCCUUUGGUGGAUAUUCAAUUCUGCUGGCUACUAUCUGAUGCUCUAUUAUGUGCAUAUUUUAUGGAAUGAAAUAUAUCCCGCCAAGGACAACAAAAGGGUCUACAAUGGUGGAGUGGAAGCUGUAUCUACUCUGCUUGGUGCUAUCACUGCUUUUUCUGCUGGCUUUGUGAAGAUCCGAUGGGCCUUCUGGUCAAAACUGGUGAUUGGGGUUGUGACAGCAGUCCAGGCAGGCCUACUGUUGUUGAUGAACACAACUGCCAAUAUUUGGCUGUGCUAUAUGGCCUAUGUCCUCUUCAGGGGCUCCUACCAGUUUCUUGUGCCUAUAGCCAUCUUCCAGAUUGCAUCUUCGCUGUCCAAAGAACUCUGCGCUCUGGUGUUUGGUAUCAAUACUUUCCUUGCCACAGUUCUCAAAACCAUCAUCACUAUCAUCAUAACCGAUAAGAGAGGUUUGGCUUUCUCAGUCCAUCCCCAGUUCUACGUUUACUUUGGCUACUUCACUGUUCUGGCCACGCUGUAUCUUUUGUCAUUUGUGUACAUGAUGGCAAGGCACAGUGCUUGCAAGACACCCCAAGAAGAGACCACACCAGCCAAGGAACUCUGCAGCCCAGUUCAGGAGGAGAGCCCGGACAAGGAGGGAAGCCUGGAACUGGCUAGUUCCAAAGCCUGAGAAACACUACAGUCUGUGUACGUACAUGGAGAUGGAUUUUCUUGCAAGGUCUCAGGUGAGAUGAGACCAGUGCAGCUCUCAUGACAAUCAGCACUUAUCAAAGUCAAGGCAUCCCUAUUUUCACAAUAUUGGAUCUCUGCAGAAGCUCAGAAAAAAGCUUGCUUGGUUUCAAAUGCGACUUUGGUGCAGUUGACUUUUCUGGCAGCUACAGUUCUCCGUUUCUUGUACUGAAAUAUUUACCAAUAUUAUAAUUGGGCACUUAAUUUUGAGAUUGUAUGAAUUUGCUUUUAAACAUUUAUGUUCCUAGUUCCGUCAUGUAAAUUUGCCAAUCACUGGAGCAAGCGAGACUAAGGCACUUUUAAUGUUGAUACUGGUUAAUAUACUGUGAUGUGACUCAUAGUAACGGAAAACACAUUUCUGUUUUCCCCUUAUAGGAAAACAGACAUUUUUCCCAUUUGACCCCUGGUGAUUGUAAUCUGCCACACUCAGACAACAUAUUGCAAAGAAUGAAAUUACCACGCUUAAAAAAUGCCCUUAAAUUCAUGAAAAUACUGACAUAGGACCAAAGUGAACUAGACAAUCCAAUCUUCUUCAUUAGAAACCAAGAGCUUGCAUUUUGAUUAAUGCUUGUGUUCCUCUUUCACAAAACUCACGCAUUUCUUUUCAAGCCAUUUUUUUAUGGAGCUGACUCACAUGAUCCCUUCAGGAGCCCGCUGGAGAAGCACGAUUUGAAAGGAAAGUAGGUCAGAACAUAAGCAGGGAAAUUUCAAGCAGCAGCUUGUAUGUAUUUCUAAGCUUGUUGAAUGUGUCUGUAGUUCUAGUUUACAAUGCAUACUUUUUAUUUAAAAGAUGCAGCAAGUCUUAUGGCUUAGGAAUCAUAGCUUUCAGCUCUGGGUCCUCCCUGAAUGCUGGUAUCUGUGCUUCACAGAUACCCAGAAGCAUCUGUUUCCAGUUCUUAUGCUCCAGUCCAGGUUUAAGAUUUCAGUAAAGACCCACUAUAACGCAGUCAGGAGGAUACUUUCCUUUAUUCAGUGCCUUUAGAAAACAGUUUAUAAUACACAACACGCAAUUGACAAAGAUAUAAAGGUCCACAGGCUUUUAAAACUGCAUUAAAAUGUCACAAAAUACAGUAGACAGUAAGAAAACUGACUGUAUGACUUGCACGGAUUUUCUCCACCGCAGUAAUAACAUUUUAUUAGGACAAUAAAAACAAAGCUUAGGUAGGAAUUUAGCACCUUGGUUUUUAAAAACCAACUCAAAUGGAUGGAUAUGGAGCAAGCAUCAGCCUGGCUUGAGUUUUGGGCACCAAAAUGCAAGACCGGUGAUGUGGAUCAGACAUUCCAUAGCAGUUAAGUCUACACGCAGAGGAGAGAUGCCAAGCUGCUUUGCUGCGACUUGCCCUUACGAUGGCUUUUAAAAAUGGCUGCAGUCAAGGUCAGGAAUCCAGCCAUGCUUUUAUAGGGGAACGAAGCACUUAAAGACACAACCCCAGUCUGUGCUCCAGAGGUCUCCACCCCUUGAAAUAUCCAUGUGCUUUUAAUGCUUUGGAAUGUGUAGGCAUGGUUCUUGUCCCAGUGUUAGGAGCAGGGGAAGACACAAUUAAAGACUCUGAGGGGUGGGUCUCUUUUAACUUUGGUUUGAGAGGGGUGGCUAACAGCCUUUAACUGAUUCGAACCCCCAACCUCUACUAGCAGGGGGGGGGGAGGGGUUUGUCAGGAUUUGAGCUGACAUGCUGAAGGCAGCUCCAUGUGGGUGCAUUUGGCUUUCUUGUCUAAUCCACUGUUACCUGGCAACCACUUUUUAAAGCCAGAGACUACUCGCGUUAUGUGUUCCCUGGUUAUUUUGUAGCUGAGGAUUUGAAGGUGAAUGGGAUGGUUGCCCUGGAACAAACUCUCUCUCCAAGAGGUGGCUGCUAUCGACAGGGCCAGGGAACAAGAUUGGCAGGGCUCUGAUAACUAAUGAGAACUCUGGGGUUCCCAGAUUUUGCUGUAACUCACUUCGUGUGGCAAAUGCUGGGCAGAGGUAAAGAGUGGCAACUUCCCUGCAGGGCAGAGAAGAAAAAUAUUUUUAACAACAACAUCAAAAAUCCUCAAUAAAGGAACAAAUACAGAUUCUUUUUUGUGGCAACUUUGCUCCAAUUGUGCUUCCCUCCAGGCCUCUAAGGAAAACCCUACAUCUAAAUUACCUUUAAGGUGGUUCCUUUUAACACUUCUGUCUCUCUGAAGAACAAGAAAUGGGCAAUUGAAGGACAUGGGAAGAAUGGCGCCUAAUAAGGACUAUUGUACUUCGUCUCUUUCCUCUGACCCUGUUUUUGCAAAGGAUGUUGUAAACUCUGUAGCAGGAAUUGCAAAUAGCCUUUGAAGGGAGCAGUAUUGCUUCCUUCUGUGUCUGAAAUUUAAAAAGCAAAAGCAGCUGAGAAAGCUGGCAGGGCCAGCAGAGUUGCCAGGGCAACUUUUUGGGAAAAGGAAGUUUUUGAGGUAAUGCGGGGCAGAUGCAGGAAAGCCUGCCUGGGGCCUAUAAAACUCUUAAGUUUGGUCCUGAAUUUUUCAGCAAGAUCAUACGUUUCCUUUAGCUCCAUGCCCCUCAUAGAAGAGCAGAUGGUACCCUGCGUGCCAAGUUAUUGGGAUUUAACAGGGCUUCCAAAGGCAACAUCAUCAGCACUUUCCCUGUUUGGGGAACCCUUCUUGUACUAAGUCGAUGCAAAUAAAUAGAUCUUCUGACAUCCCA
Molecule: messenger RNA, 4630 nt
Organism: Pantherophis guttatus
Lineage: Eukaryota; Metazoa; Chordata; Lepidosauria; Squamata; Colubridae
Source: RefSeq, a predicted model, not a curated record